This is a messenger RNA of Striga asiatica, 1737 nucleotides long. NCBI's taxonomy places the organism in Eukaryota, Viridiplantae, Streptophyta, Magnoliopsida, Lamiales, Orobanchaceae. The record is from the annotation of a GenBank genome assembly.
AUGACCUCCGAGUAUAUCCUGCGGCAGAAGAACGAUGACAUUGCCGUUUCCCGAAUUUUAGCUUCCUCAGUGAUUUUCUGCGAUUUCAGUAAAGAAUUUCGAAAAUAUCGUUCGAAAAAUCCAAAAAAAUCCUUCACUCAUCGAAAGGGGCGUUUGAGCUACACGAAAUGCUACCUUGCUAACGUCCAUCUUUACUUGGCUAAUGGUGGAGUAACUUCCAUGGCGCCGUUCUUGAAGAAGUUUUUCCCCGAAGUGUACGCAAGAAUGAAAGAGGACACUCGGAUUAGCAACUACUGCAAAUUCGACAGUCAACUCUUGACGUUAUUCACUUCCUCACUGUAUUUGGCAGGUUUAAUUUCUUCAUUCUUUUCGUCUUUCGUAAAUCGAGCUUAUGGCCGAAAGCCAACGAUAAUAUUUGGAGGAGCUGCAUUUCUUGCCGGGGCCGCACUUAACGGUGCAGCUGUCACCAUAUAUAUGCUGAUUUUCGGCAGAGUUCUUCUCGGAGUUGGUGUUGGUUUUGCAAACCAGGCAGUGCCCUUAUACCUUUCAGAAAUGGCACCUCCCAAAUACAGGGGAGCCUUCAACAACGCCUUCCAGCUCACCGUAGGCAUAGGCGCCCUAUCCGCAAACCUAAUCAACUAUGGCUCGGAAAAAAUAAAAUCCGGCUGGGGUUGGCGGCUCUCGCUGGCCCUAGCUGCAGUCCCAGCCUCCGUCUUAACGUUAGGCGCGAUUUUCCUCCCUGAGACCCCAAACAGCCUAAUCCAGCGCGGCCACAAUCCCGAGAAAGCCAAACGGACCCUACAACGAGCCCGUGGCAUGCACGACGUCCAGCCCGAGCUCGACGACCUCAUCGAGGCCAGCCGAAGCUCGAAAGACUCGGGAAAUUCCUACUCGAAAAUCUUGCGGAAGAAUUACCGGCCCCAGCUCGUGAUGUCGGUAGCCAUCCCGUUUUUCCAGCAGGUGACGGGGAUCAACGUGAUUGCGUUCUACGCACCGAUUCUCUUCCGGACGAUCGGUUUUGGUGAGAGCGCAUCUUUGCUGUCGAGCGUGAUGACGGGCGUCGUUGGCAUUUUCACGACUCUUUUGUCGAUGGCUGUCGUGGAUAGGUUCGGGAGGCGUUUUUUGCUGAUGAGUGGUGGACUGACGAUGUUGGCUUCGCAGGUUGCGGUUGGGGUGUUGAUGGGAGCUGAAUUGGGGGACAAGGGACGGUUGAGCAGAGGGGAUCUAUGUGGCGGGGUUUGGGGUGUCGUGGGGCCCACUGGGAUGGUUGAUCCCGAGCGAGAUUUUCCCACUGGAGAUUCGGGCAGUGGGGCAGAGCGUGACGGUUGGGGUGAACUUCUUGUUCACGUUCUUGGUCGGGCAGAUGUUUUUGUGGAUGUUGUGCCGAAUGAAGGCAGGGAUCUUCCUAUUUUUCGGGGGGUGGGUGGCGAUUAUGACGUGUUUCGUGUAUCUUUUGCUGCCCGAGACGAAGAACGUACCGAUCGAGCAAAUGGAGAGGGCUGUGGGGCAGAGUUUUUUGGUAGGGGUGAACUUCUUGUUCAUGUUCUUGGUGGGGCAGAUGUUUUUGUGGAUGCUAUGCAGAAUGAAGGUAGGGAUCUUCCUGUUUUUCAGGGGGUGGGUGGCGAUUAUGAUGUGUUUCAUGUAUUUUUAGCUGUCGGAGAUGAAGAACGUGCCGAUCGAGCAGAUGGAGAAGGUGUGGAGAGAGCUCUGGUUCUGAAGAAGAAUUGUAGUUGUUAA